Molecule: messenger RNA, 1855 nt
Organism: Eucalyptus grandis
Lineage: Eukaryota; Viridiplantae; Streptophyta; Magnoliopsida; Myrtales; Myrtaceae
Product: high affinity nitrate transporter 2.5
Exons: 2
Coding region: 129-1655 (508 amino acids)
Biological process (GO): transmembrane transport
Molecular function (GO): nitrate transmembrane transporter activity
Source: RefSeq, a predicted model, not a curated record
GGCGAACUAGUUUUAUAGCAUGUUAGCAUUCGGCCCUAUAAAUAGAAGCUCUCCGCCCAUAUGGACAUGACCAAACCGUUUUUCCUUCUUCGUUAAGGAAAGAAAGGAGCAUAAGAGGAGAGCGGGAAAUGGAGGUGUCCGGAGCGGAGUCGCCGGGGCGGGCCAGGUUCGCUCUCCCGGUGGACUCGGAGCACAAGGCGACCGUGUUCCGCCUCUUCUCGCUCGCGAACCCCCACAUGCGGACCUUCCACCUCUCCUGGAUCUCCUUCUUCGCCUGCUUCGUCUCCACCUUCGCCGCCCCGCCGCUCGUUCCCGUCAUCCGGGACGACCUUAACCUUACGGCCACUGACAUCGGCAACGCCGGGAUCGCCUCGGUCUCCGGGGCAGUCUUUGCCCGGGUCGCCAUGGGCACCGCCUGUGACCUCUUCGGGCCCCGCCUUGCCUCCGCUUCCCUCAUCCUCAUCACCACCCCGGCAGUAUACUGCUCCGCCAUCACCAACUCCGCCAUCUCCUUUCUCCUCGUCCGCUUCUUCACCGGGUUCUCCCUCGCGACUUUCGUGUCCACCCAGUUCUGGAUGAGCUCCAUGUUCUCACCGCUGGUCGUUGGGUCCGCCAACGGUGUAGCGGCCGGGUGGGGGAACCUCGGAGGUGGCGCGACGCAGCUGAUCAUGCCGCUCCUCUUCGGGGUCAUCCGUGAUGCCGGCGCCAUCAAGUUCACGGCAUGGCGGAUUGCCUUCUUCAUCCCGGCGCUUUUUCAGACGCUGACGGCCUUCAUGAUCAUGUUCUUCGGGCAGGACAUGCCGGACGGCAACUUCCGGAAGCUUGAGAGCUCCGGUGAGAAGGCAAAGGAUGAGUUCUCAAGGGUGCUCUACCACGGCGUUACCAACUACAGGGGGUGGAUCCUGGCGCUGACGUACGGGUACUGCUUCGGGGUCGAGCUAACAGUCGACAACAUCGUCGCGGAGUACUUCUACGACCGGUUCGACCUGAAGCUGCACACGGCUGGGAUGGUGGCGGCGACGUUCGGGCUGGCCAAUGUAUUUUCGAGGCCGGCCGGGGGGUGGCUGUCCGAUGUGAUGGCGAGGAGGUUCGGGAUGAGGGGGAGGCUGUGGGCGCUGUGGUCGGUGCAGACGAUCGGGGGCGUGCUGUGCGUGGUGCUCGGACGGGUCGGCUCCCUCGGUGCGUCGGUGGCGGUGAUGAUCGUGUUCUCCGUGUUCGUCCAGGCCGCGUGCGGGCUCACGUUCGGCGUGGUUCCUUUCGUCUCUCGAAGGUCAUUGGGGGUGAUCUCUGGUAUGACCGGAGGUGGUGGCAACGUGGGAGCUGUCUUGACCCAGCUGAUAUUUUUCCAAGGAUCCAAGUACUCAAAGGAAACGGGCAUCACCCUCAUGGGCAUCAUGAUCAUAUGCUGCACCCUGCCCAUCGCCCUCAUCUACUUCCCACAGUGGGGUGGCAUGUUCUGCGGGCCAUCGUCAGCCAAAGGCACCACCGAAGAGGAUUACUACCUGUCCGAAUGGAGCGACAAGGAGAAAGAGAAAGGUUUCCAUCAGGCGAGCUUGAAGUUCGCUGAUAACAGUAAGAGGGAAAGAGGGAGCAGGAGAGGGGACUUGGUGACAGCCCCUGAAGAGAAGGCCUCUGAUCCAGAGCAGGAGGCUUAGUGAAUUCCAUUAGGCUUUUUGCCCUGCUCAGGGAGCGUGUUGUUUGACAAUAGAUUCUGCUAUCUUUCUUUGGGGUUUUUCUGUUCAUGUACUCGUGCACCGUGUCCAUAUAUGUUGGCUUUUGUCCCAUUAGGGAGCUCGAGUUUCUUGAUGAUGUAAAUUUUCUUUAAUAAUAUCGAAUGAUUUUCUACUUUCCAACA